UUGUCUCAAUGACUGAUGCCUCUGCACAGCACCGACCUGGAACCCAACGCUCCUCAAACCUUGAACCGGCCGCUUUCUGCCUAUCUCAGGCACCGGCACCUCCAGGGAUGAUCGAGCAGGAUGUGACCCUGCAAGAAGCUCCCCGAGAGGGAGAACUACUCGUGAACUCACCCUGGACUCGGUCCCUCAUCGCGGGCGCCCUCGCCGGCCUCACGGUCGACUUCUCCCUGUACCCCCUCGACACGGUCAAGACGCGGCUACAGUCGAACCUGACGAGGAGCAACCAUGCGUCCAUCCUCCCGCGCCAUACCGUCCAGGGUACGCUGCGGAGCAUGUACGCCGGGCUCCCCUCGGCGUUGCUGGGAUCCAUGCCGUCGGCUGCGUCCUUCUUCGUCGUCUACGAUGGCGUCAAGAGAUCGCUGAUCGAUCCGAAGCAGUCGUCCUCACAACAGGCGUCCGCGCACAUGCUGGCUUCGUCGCUCGGGGAGAUCGCGGCUUGCGCCAUCCGCGUGCCCACCGAGGUCGUCAAGCAGCGAGCUCAAGCAGGACUCUUUGGUGGCUCGGCGUUGCUCGCGUUGCAGGACAUCCUGGGCCUGAGAAAGACCGAUGGCUUCACGACCAUGGUCCGGGAGCUGUACAGAGGAGGCGGAGUGACUAUUAUGCGCGAGAUACCCUUCACAAUCACCCAGUUCAGCCUGUGGGAAUACUUCAAGGCCUCCUACUCAGAUCGACAGCACAGACUAACCGGCCGCCAUGAAGGACUGGUCACGGCCUCCGAGAGCGCAAUCUUCGGCAGCAUCGCCGGAGGUAUCGCCGCCGGGUUCACAACACCGCUGGACGUGCUGAAGACCCGCAUCAUGCUCGCUCGGAAGGAGGCCGGCAGUUCGUCCGCUCGAGCCGGUCCCGUGAGAGUCCUGCAGCAAAUAUGGAGGGACGAGGGCGCCCCGGGCUUGUUUCGUGGCUUUGUGCCCCGUGUGGGCUGGAUUAGCACCGGAGGUGCGAUCUUUCUAGGAACAUACCAGUAUGUCUGGAAUCUCCUAGGUCAUGAAGAAUCAUGAAGGAUUUUCCACCAUGGGUCUGCAUCGAUUGCAAGUCUACAGGAACCGGACGACCUUCCGCUCAGAAAUGAAAGAGCAUUCUAAAUCUAGCUAAUGUGUAUCCUACGUCAUGUGAUUUUUGUGCAAAUGUUA
This is a messenger RNA of Cladophialophora immunda, 1190 nucleotides long. RefSeq lists its product as uncharacterized. The transcript is spliced from 2 exons. Gene Ontology annotation, molecular function: S-adenosyl-L-methionine transmembrane transporter activity. The coding region runs from base 9 to 1058 and encodes 349 amino acids. The record is from RefSeq and is a predicted model, not a curated record. Lineage: Eukaryota; Fungi; Ascomycota; Eurotiomycetes; Chaetothyriales; Herpotrichiellaceae. Gene Ontology annotation, cellular component: mitochondrial inner membrane.